This is a messenger RNA of Fomitiporia mediterranea MF3/22, 3624 nucleotides long. RefSeq lists its product as uncharacterized. The coding region runs from base 187 to 3624 and encodes 1145 amino acids. Gene Ontology annotation, biological process: peptide catabolic process. Gene Ontology annotation, cellular component: mitochondrion; cytosol. The record is from RefSeq and is a predicted model, not a curated record. The transcript has 17 exons. Gene Ontology annotation, molecular function: metalloendopeptidase activity; metal ion binding. Lineage: Eukaryota; Fungi; Basidiomycota; Agaricomycetes; Hymenochaetales; Hymenochaetaceae.
GCAUAUAGGUCAUUAGAGACAGGCAAACUUGAUCGAACAAUAAGCUCGUCAAGGACUCACAGAGCUAAACGAAAGUCUAUCGAGUCGGCGAUCAGGAAUUCCUCUGCAAGCGACCUGAUUUUCUCGCCCUUCGUUAUUUCUUCCCACUCUCUCUAGGGUAAAUCUCUUAGCUCGUUUCCUAUCGGCAUGAGGGGAGGACCUGUGACCGUGAAGACAACAUUGAAGGAGGAUUCCCAGAAUUGGGAGCUUGUUCCCGCCAAGGAUGAAGUACCAGCCUACUACAUUUAUACGGCACCAGUACAAACAAGUUAUAUAGAUUGCCAUCAGUAUGCUGUUAUUCGUCUAUGCAACGGUCUUGAAGCUACAAUCAUUAGCGACGUCUAUUUGGACAUGUCGGCUGCUUGCAUGGACGUCGCGACAGGAUCGUUCAAUGACCCAGAAGACAUGGCCGGUGAAGCCCAUUAUUGCGAACACCUGUUGUUCAUGGGCUCGAAGAAAUAUCCAGAGGAAAGCGCCUUUAAGGAGCACAUUACCUUGAACCACGGCUACACCAAUGCGGUGACGGGUGCCUCCAAUACAGAAUUUCACUUUGAAGUCGCUUCGGAUGCCCUCGAGGGCGCGCUCGAUCGCUUUUCCGCACUCUUUUACUGUCCACGUUUCCAUAAAGACUCGGCUCUACGCGAGGUCGAGGCGAUUGAUUCCGAGUAUUCAGAAGGGCUCCAAGAUGAUAUUCGGAGAUUAGGAUAUGUUGAAAAUUCACUUGCCCAUCCAGCACAUCCUUUAAGAAAGUUCAACACCGGAAACAAGGACACGCUAAUAGGGAAAUUUCUCGCCUCGAAGGCAUCACCCCUGUGUCAUGGGUUUAACAAAGAUGAAAACAGGCAUAUAAGCAGAUCCCCAAGCAGAAACUCUGGUAGCGAGAUUUCCGAGAGGAAUGAUAGCCCCUUUAGUCGAAUCUCCUCGUUCAGGAAGCACGCGAGGGAUGAGCAAGGUUCGUGGAGUAUGAACGUCAGCGAGACUUCAUUGAGAAGUGGUGGGAGCCAUGUCAGUUUGCCUGCGAAGCAGUUAAGGGAGGAUUGCCACGGCCAUAGAAGAUCUGUCAGUAAUAGUACCGGUCGGAGCGCAUAUUCCCCAACCCAGACACCUUCAGACUCAGAAAGUAGUCAUACUAGUAGGCAAUUAAGCAGAUCCCCGAGUAAAACGGACUUGCAAGCCAUCGAAGAAGAAGCAAAGAAAGUAGCUGCCCUGAAGGCCCGAGAGCAUUUGAAAAAGUGGUGGGAGAGGGAAUAUUAUGCAGAGAGGAUGAAGUUGGCAGUAGCUGGGAAUGAACCUCCUCACAAGAUGAUCGAUACGGUUGUGAGAUUCUUUUCGCCGAUAAAAAGCAGAGGACAAUACCCGGCCGAUAUCUCCUCUGCUACGCAGCCAUACGGGAAGGAAGAACUUGGGAAAAUCAUUUAUGUUAAGACAAUUGAGAAAAUGUAUAGAAUAAAUAUUGCCUUCCCCAUCUCCUGGCAGUUAUCUCAGUGGCGUGAAAAGCCGGUAUACUACCUCGUUCAUCUACUCGGUCAUGAAUGUCCGGGUUCGCUAUAUUCGUACUUAAAAAAUAAGGGAUGGCUUUUGAGACUAGUUGCCGGAUGUGCGAUCUACGGUCAUGGAAUCAGUCUGCUCAAGCUGACCUUCGACUUGACGAAAGAAGGAUUGGAGAACCAUCGAGAAGUUAUAUUAACAUGCUUCAAGUUCAUCAACCUAUUGUGCAAAUCUCAGAUCCCACGGUGGAUACCGAGAGAGCGGGAGUGGAUCGAAAGGCUGUCAUUCAUCUACGACCGGGAACCACAGGCACUUUUUUUGGUUAGGGACAUUGUCGAUUCGAUGAAGUAUCCAACACCGCGUGCUCUCCUCCUGAAUGGACCUUUACUGCAUUGGGAGUGGAAUGAGAAGCUCGUCAGGCAUACAUCAGAGGAUCUGGAUGUUGAGAACUGUUACGUUAUUGUAGCGGCUCGUAAUCAUGACCAUAUUCCGAAGGGAGAGACAUGGCACAAGGAACGAUGGUUUGGAGCCAAGUAUGUAAAGAAACAGUUUGACGCUAAGUUCAUUUGUGAUGCUCGCGAAGACAAUGACAUACCCGAUCUUGCUUUGCCAGGACCAAAUCCAUUUAUUCCUGAGAACACCGUCGUGUACGGCGUACACGUUUAUAAACCAAAGCAACGCCCCACGCUCAUUAUGCGUACACCACACAUGGAGGCCUGGUAUAAGUUAGACGAUCGAUUCUUUGUACCAAAAGCUAUUUUGCAUAUUGCAGGACGAACGCCAGCUGCUGGAGCUAAUUCUCGAGCUAUGAUAUUGACCCAAAUGUUCGUAGAUCUGGUAGAGGAUGCGGUUCAUGAAUAUGCGUUCUACGCAAACGUUGCCGGGCUGCGCUACAGCUUAUUCAGUGCUACGUGCGGCUUUGAAAUGAACUUUAUUGGUUACACAGAUAAAUUACAUGAUCUAGUUCAGGUAGUUCUAGACAAGAUGAAGCAUCUUGACAUUCGGAAGGAUAGGUUGAAAGUUAUGAUUAAACAGGAACGACGAGCUGUGAAGAAUGAUCGCCUCUUGAAUCUUUGUGAACUCUCCGAGUCUCACAUACUCUACCUUAUUGAAGAUGACUGUCUCAGCACGGAGGAGAGGUUGGAAGCGUUGAAAGAUAUUACGGUUGAGGAACUUUCCGAGCACGUAGAGGCACUACUGUCGGGACUGAACUUUGUAAUUCUAGCUAAUGGUAACUUAAGAAAGGGGGAUGUCCUAGGGCUCACAUUAUUAGUCGAGAGAACGUUCGAAGCUAAAACCGUCCCAGAACAUGAAGUCCCUAAGCUGCGUUCACGACUUCUUCCUGAAGGAUGCAAUUAUGUCUGGGAUCAGCCUGUACCCAACCCUGAGGAGGCCAACUCAAGUGUAUUGUAUUACUGUCAUGUUGGUAAUAAGUCCGACAAACACGUCCAGGUUACAUGCCACCUUCUCGCCCAAAUCUUGACAGAGCCAGCAUUUGGCAUCCUUCGAACGAAACAACUGCUCGGAUACUCGGUUUUCUCUCGUACAGUAACAGAUGUUGAGUCAAUUGGUUGGCAACUACUGAUAGAGUCCGGAAUCGACACAAGAUAUCUGGAGUCGCGUAUUGAUGCCUUCUUGAUAUAUAUGCGUAAGGUUAUUCGGGCCAUGUCCGACGAAAUGUUCGAAAGUCAUAAAAGAUCACUCUGGAGACAGUGGACGGGAAUACCUAAAGGUAUUAUGGGAGAGACAGAAAGAUUCUGGUCCGCUAUUCAGGAUGGAUACUAUGAUUUUAAAGAAAACAAGAAAAAUGCAGAAUUGCUCCCAAGUAUAAAGUUGCGUGACGUGCGUACGAUGUUCGAAAAGUUUUUCGAUCCAUCAUCGGCAACACGCUCCAAAAUUUCCAUCCACAUGAGAUCUCAGUUACCACCUAAAGUCCCUAAGUACCCCGCUUCUCCAAAUCUAGGGAAUCUUGUAACAGACCAUCCUGUAAAGCCUGCUCUGGAGGUCAAGUACGUUAAAGAUGGUGCGGGGUUCAAGCGUAGUCUCGGCCGUUCUGGGAUUGCAAAACCGGUUGAGACAUUUGAAGAGGAGCACUAG